AUGGAGGCCGUCGAAAAGCGCGAGUACCACAUCCGAGACCUCACCACUCGGAGUGUCACUUUAUUCCCUACCAGAGCGCAGAUUGUCCGCGAUCUCAAGAGCCUUCCACUGAAACCCGGCACAAAUGAGGUCCUCAUCAUCGGACUUACACCCACUGUUGACGAGUCCACAAUCAGGGUGGAAGGCACUGGUUCCGCCGUCAUCAGCAACAUCGCCACCGAGCUACUCCCCAACCGCGAUAUCUUUCAAGAGGUCUACCCUGACGAUGAUUCUGAUGCGUCAGACGAAGAUUCGGACACAGAUGACUACACGAGUGAUCCGUCCGAACCACCCGAGCUCUUGGAUGCUCGGGCCAAGCAUCUGCAUGCCCGCGACGAGGAGCGUCGUGCAGAUGAGAUCGUUGACAGUGCCACUAGCCGGCUCAAAUUCCUCGACAGCUAUGCAAAUUCGCUUGAUCGCAAGGAGAACGUCGACAUUACGGGAACCAUGGAUGAAUACCGAAAACAACGCGAGAAAGCCUUCAAUGACAAGAUGGAAGGUGUCGUUUUGAAGCGAGAGGCCGCCAAACAAACACUCAUCGCUUAUAAAGUCGAGUCCCGUCUUGAACAACGAAACAUAAAGGAGAUCAAACGCCAAUCACGGGAGAAGGCUCGUUCCCAGCGUGAAAAGAAGAGGGAGAGACUGAACAAGGAGAGACGCAAAGAGGAGGCCAACAAGGAGAAACAACGCAUCCGAAAGGAACGCGAAAGCUUCUGGCCCAAGGUAUGCUACUCGGUUCGCAUCACCCUCGAAGUUCAAGCCGCAACACCCAUGACGUCCCGCCGGACUUCCGUGUCUAGUAGCACGGUUCAAGCCCCGGCUGCAAUUUCUGAAAUCGACGGCGGCGCAACGUCAAUGUGUGACCUAUCGCUCAGCUACAUCACUUCGUCCGCAUUCUGGGAACCAGGCUAUGAUAUCCAGCUCUCCACGACGAACAACAAUACCACAAUCUGCUACGAUGCCAAGAUUACCAACCACACAUCAGAGACUUGGGCCGAUUGCAAGGUCACUCUCUCCACGCCUCAAGCGACCUUCUCCGGCCUGGAUCAAGAGAUCCCUAGCUUGAAGCAGUGGAACAUCAAGCUGGCAACGAGGUACAUUGGUGGCAGAGGAAGUCAAAAUAUCCUUACCAGCCAAGAAGAACGGAGACAGAGGGCUCUGUGGCGAAAAGCCCAAGACGCCGCUGUUAAAGACAACGUUGAUCGCAAUGUCCUAUUCGGAAUCGAAGAGGAUCUGUUUGGGGCUGGGGCAUAUUUUGAAGCGUGCAAGGAGGAGGAGCUUGAGGAAUCUGAUGAGGAUAUGGGCUUUGCACUCUAUGACGACGAAGUACCCCAGGUGCCUGAAAAGCCUGCAGCUCAAUCUCCAAGCAGAUCGCUCGCUGCAAAGGUAGGCUCUGAGCUGUCGAAGGCAAGGCGGGAAAGCAAGAAGUCGGCCAUGGAAUGUGAACGCGAUGAAGGAGGGGUAGACUUUGAAGAGUCUUUCAUGGAAGAGACGGGCUUUACGACUGCCUACGACCUGCCUGGAACCCAGACACUUCCUCCCGCUUCCACGGCCUCCAAGCAGCGCGUGACUCGUCUCCAUCUCUCCAACGUUGUUUUCAGCCAUACCGUUGUUCCCAAGUACAAGACGGCGGCGUUCCUCAAAGCCAAGAUUCGCAACGGCAGCAGGAUAACCCUUCUCAAGGGCGCUGCAGGGCUAACGCUCGACGGCACGUUCAUGGGUCGCACGACGCUGCCUCGCUGUAGUGCUGGCGACGUGUUUUCUCUGAGCUUGGGCAUGGACCCGGCCAUCGUCGUCAGCUACCCGACAGUCAACGUCCGACGCGCCACAACAGGUUUUCUCUCCAAGGAGAACAGCUCGGUUUACAUGCGCAGCAUCACCAUCACGAACUCCCGCGCUGCUGCGGGCAAGCCUGUAUCUCUUCUUGUCAUGGAUCAAGUUCCAGUUUCGGAGGACGAACGGCUCAAAGUGGAGAUUGUUGCGCCCAAAGGAAUGUCUGUAAAUGGCAGUGGCACUACUACUGGAGAACCCGGGCGGAGCAGUACGGAAGACAGCGCCUGGGGUAGGGCGAAGUCGAGUUUGAAGAAGGGCGGGCAGGUUGAAUGGGAGGUUGAUCUCAACGCUGGCAAGGCCGUUAAAUUGGGCUUAGAGUAUGUUCUUAUCAUGCCAUCUGGAGAUGAUGCGGUUGAAUGCUAG
Molecule: messenger RNA, 2235 nt
Organism: Colletotrichum truncatum
Lineage: Eukaryota; Fungi; Ascomycota; Sordariomycetes; Glomerellales; Glomerellaceae
Product: mucoidy inhibitor-like protein
Source: RefSeq, a predicted model, not a curated record